This is a messenger RNA of Populus euphratica (Euphrates poplar), 1938 nucleotides long. RefSeq names its product Putative N-acetyl-gamma-glutamyl-phosphate reductase. Bases 237 to 1538 code for a protein of 433 amino acids. Gene Ontology annotation, biological process: L-arginine biosynthetic process. The transcript is spliced from 14 exons. Gene Ontology annotation, molecular function: NAD binding; NADP+ binding; N-acetyl-gamma-glutamyl-phosphate reductase (NADP+) activity. NCBI's taxonomy places the organism in Eukaryota, Viridiplantae, Streptophyta, Magnoliopsida, Malpighiales, Salicaceae. The record is from RefSeq and is a predicted model, not a curated record.
AGGAGCAACAUAAUUUCAAGGUGGGUAAUUAUUAAUUGUAUUCUGUUUUUUUAAUUAAUUAAAUUAUAUUACUUUUAAAAAACCCUUUUUCCAUUUUUGUUCCUGUUGUCUCUAGGGUUUUUUUGGCAUAUUUGGUUCCUUUCUGAUAAAAAAUAAACCAGUUUUCCAAAAGCAACCUCAAAUUUCCCGUCGUCAAAGCAUCCAAUUCUUGAAGAAUUUCAUUCAGAAAUUAAAUAAUGAGCAGUGCAACUUUCAGUUCUACCUGCUUCUUGAAGGGUAGUGAAGUGAAAGUUUCAAGCUUGAAGAGUAAAAAUGGAAAUUGCAAGCUACAUGUUGGUGGGUCUACUUCUUUGUCCGCAAAAAGAUUGCAGAUUUCAAAUGCUAAGCAGGAGAAAGAAGUUCGUGUUGCUCUUCUUGGUGCCAGUGGCUAUACUGGUGCAGAGAUUAUUAGACUUCUUGCAAAUCAUCCAUACUUUGGUAUUACUGUGAUGACUGCUGAUAGAAAUGCUGGGAAGUCGAUGGAUUCUGUAUUUCCUCAUUUCAUCACACAAAAGGAUUUGCCAGUUUUGGUUUCUACCAGCGAUGCAGAUUUUUCUGAUGUUGAUGCUGUAUUCUGUUGCUUGCCUCAUGGAACCACACAGGAAAUCAUAAAAGGUCUUCCCAAGGGAUUAAAGAUUGUUGAUCUUUCAGCGGACUUCCGAUUACGAAAUGUUUCUGAGUAUGAAGAAUGGUAUGGCCAGCCACACAGAGCACCUGAUUUGCAGGAAGAAGCUGUUUAUGGUUUGACUGAAAUUUUGAGAGAGGAAAUAAAAAACGCACAUCUUGUUGCUAAUCCUGGUUGUUAUCCAACGUCGAUUCAGCUUCCUUUAGUUCCCUUGAUAAAGGCCAAUCUCAUUGAACAUAAGAAUAUUAUCGUUGAUGCAAAAUCUGGUGUGAGUGGAGCAGGUAAAAAAUUCACAGCAUUUUUUCAUAUCUCGAUGCUUGUCUGUAGCAGUAAUAUGUUUCAAUUUCUACUUGCAUCAAUUUCUUCGGUGUCUGGAAAUUGUGCAGGACGUGGUGCUAAGGUGGCAAAUUUGUACACUGAAUUAACUGAAGGCAUCAUGUCUUAUGGUGUUACAAGGCAUCGUCAUGUUCCAGAAAUUGAACAGGGGCUAUCCGAUGCUGCGCAUUCUAAAGUAACCAUCAGUUUUACUCCACACUUAAUGCCAAUGACCCGUGGCAUGCAAUCAACUAUCUAUGUGGAAAUGGCUUCAGGAGUGACAGCCGACAAUUUGUACCAGCAAUUGAAAGUUUCUUACCAGGAUGAAGAAUUUGUAAGAUUAUUGGAAAAAGACGCUGUUCCUCGCACUCAUGAUGUUCGAGGCUCUAAUUAUUGUUAUAUAAAUGUAUUUCCUGACCGAAUUCCUGGCAGAGCAAUAAUCAUAUCAGUUAUUGAUAAUCUUGUGAAGGGGGCUUCUGGUCAAGCUCUACAAAAUUUAAAUAUAAUGAUGGGAUUUCCAGAAAACACAGGGCUUGGGUACCUGCCAUUGUUUCCUUGAGAUGUUUUUACUUUUCUUUGACUGAACAUCUUUUGCAGGUUAGGGUGGAGUGAAAUUUUUGUCUUUGAGGAGUCUCUACACUCUAGAAGAGCUCAAGAGGAACACGCACUAUCAGCUCAAUAACUAAUAAGAUGUCGUCAAGAAAUCAUAGGUGCAGUUAGAUGAUGAGAUAGCCGAUUCAGUGGAGGUCUAAUUGUCCAGGCUGUGCUGGUUCCAAUAUUGUAACUUGUCAGAUUUUCGUGUUGUAAUUUUCGUUUACAAUAAGAAUUUGAAACUUUUCUGACCAAAGGCCCGAUCAGAGACGAUUCGAACCUGAUUUCAGGAUUUUGUUUGUGUAAGUUUAUGGUAGACGACAAGCACGGUCCCGUUUUCCAUGAAUAAGAGAUCCGAGUCCAAUCCU